CACUAUCAAGUAUAUUCGGAUAUACUUGUUGCUCGCUAUUACUUUUGUUUUUGACUUUUUCUUUGGUGAUCUCGCCAAUUGACUUUUAACUCUUGUCUUCAAGUGUUAAAUUAUCCCUUGUGUGUGUGUGUAUGUGUGUUUGUAUAUAACACUCUUGUGAAAUUUUUGUGAAAAUUUUCGUGAAAUUUCUUUCAAACUGUUUUGUGUUCAGUUUCCAAUUUUUUCGAGUGAUUAAACUCCAAAAUCAUUUUAUUUGGAAAAAAAAAAAUGGCCUUCAAUAACAGUGAUCAGGGAUAUCAUUCUCUACCUUCUUCUUUGUCAUCAUCACCAAUACAACCAACAUCAUCAGGGGCAUUAUCUUCUGAAAAAAUGCCCUUGUAUCAUAGGGAUGUGAUAUAUAAUUCGCAGCCUUCUUCUUCAACACCAUCACCAACAUCAUCGAAUGAACAAUUUCAUUUUGUUCAAGCAGUUUUGCCGCCACCUCAGAAUUAUCAAUUUUAUGAUAAUUUAAUAAUUGAACCUGAGAGCAGAAAUUAUUCAAAUAAACGACGUUACGUGAGGAAUGCUGUACCAAGAUGUGUCACCAAUAAUAAUCGUCCAUCAAAUGCAAAUGUUCCAGAUGAAAAUAAUAUUGGAGAAAAAGAAAAACGUUUGAGGACAUCGUUUACCAGCGACCAACUGAUGAGAAUGGAGAAGGAAUUUGCCAUUUCCCCAUACCUAUGUCGGGUGAAGAGAGUUGAGUUGUCAAGCAGUUUGGUUCUAUCUGAGAAUCAAAUUAAAAUUUGGUAUCAAAAUCGAAGGAUGAAAGCGAAGAUGCAGUCAACAGCUGCCAAACUAAAACAUUCCAUUCUAAAGCAUAAUUCUUGUAAAUCUUCUCGUGCUUCCAAAAUGAUGGGAGGUGCUUGUCAUUUGUCUCAGGGAAAUGCUUUUGGCAAUGUGAUGUUUGUCAAUGGUGUUCAGCAGCAAUUUCAACAGCAGCAAUUUCAUCAGCCUCAAUUUCAACAGCAGCAAUUUCAACAGCCUCAACUUCAACAGCAGCAAUUUCAACAGCCUCAACUUCAACAACAUCAAUUUCAACAGCAGCAACUACAACAGCCUCAAUUUCAACAGCAGCAACUACAACAUCCUCAAUUUCAACAGCAUCAAUUUCAACAGCAGCAACUACAACAUCCUCAACUUCAACAGCAUCAAUUUCAACAGCAGCAAAUGAAUUAUUAUCAGAAUCAGAGUCAGAAUAAUCGUCAGCAGCAAUAUCAGCAACGUAAGAUGAAGAAAAUGUCUGCUGGCAAGCGAAAUGUUUGUCAACAGUCUCAGCAAGUUCCUGUUGUGAAUAUUAAGUUUGCCAACGCUGUUCGCCAACAGCAACAACAAGUACAACAGCAACUGAAGAAUAAGAACGCAGUUUACAACCAAUGCGUUGCUGUACCUGUUGCUAAUUAUCACCAUCAGCAAGUUCCUGUUGUAAAUAUGAUGUUCCCCAAUGCUGUUCAACAACAACAACAACAACAGCAAAUGAAGAAUAAGAACGUAGUUUACAACCAAUACGUUUCUGUACCUGUUGCUAAUUAUCACCAUCAGCAAGUACAUAUGACGUUUCCCGAUGCUGUUCAACAACAACAACAACUGAAUAAUAAGAACGCAGUUUACAACCAAUUUGUACCAACUGCUGAUUCCUGUCAGCAAAUUCCUGUUGCAAAUAUGAUGUUUGACGAUGCUGUUAAACAACAACAAUUGGAGGAUGUGAACCAAUGCAUUUCCAAUGAUGCAUCCAAUGUUAAGGAUAAAUCAAUAUUAAAGAAGGCAAUUCAUAAAAUUUUGGUUGCUAAAUGUGUAAAAUCUCUGGAAAAAUCAUCUACCGAUGAUGUUCAACAACAACCAAAGGAUGUGAACAAUCAAUGCGUUUCCAAUGCUGCACCUAUUGAUGAUUCUUAUUUACCCAGUGCUGAAUUUAAUUUAAUAAUGGAUGAGGAUAUUGUUGAAAUUUUGGGUGCUGACAAUAUGACAUCUUCUGCAAAAUUAUUUGUAGGUAUGAUUGCCGAUGAUUUUCAACAGAAGAAAAUGGAUCAAUCGCCUGGAAAUUCAUCAAACUCUUUCAAUAAUCAGGAGCAAAUUUCCCAAUAUCAGGAUAUAAUUGAGAUAAUUAGUAAUGAUUCUCAAUUAUCUCCAACUUGUUCUGAUGAAAAUGGAAUCAAUGCCGAUUGUAUUCAACAACAAGUUAAUUACAACUAUUCAGGUGAGAAUAGUUCAAUCUGCAACAAGUUUAUGAAUUCAAAGAAAGAAGUUUUAGAUGACAUUCAUGAUUUUUUACAUUUUAAUUAAUAUAAUUUUAUCUGUUUACUUUACUAUUAAUAGUAACAUAUGUGCCAUUAUAGUUUUUAAUUCUAGAUAUAGUAUUUUUUUUAUCUAUAAUUUUAUAAAUUAGAUAAAUAGGUUUUAAAAUUUUUGGUUUAAAAUUUUUUAGGCUAUAUUUUUAUAUUAUAAUUUGUAUAAAUGUAGUUAAGCUUUUA
Messenger RNA from Leptopilina boulardi, 2507 nucleotides. Its product is annotated as putative mediator of RNA polymerase II transcription subunit 26. Lineage: Eukaryota; Metazoa; Arthropoda; Insecta; Hymenoptera; Figitidae. The transcript has 2 exons. The record is from RefSeq and is a predicted model, not a curated record. Bases 268 to 2319 code for a protein of 683 amino acids. Gene Ontology annotation, molecular function: DNA-binding transcription factor activity, RNA polymerase II-specific; RNA polymerase II cis-regulatory region sequence-specific DNA binding. Gene Ontology annotation, biological process: regulation of transcription by RNA polymerase II. Gene Ontology annotation, cellular component: nucleus.